UAAGGAUCGUGUGAGUUGUUCAGUCUUCCCGGUCAUCCUUCCUGUGGUAACAUUGCCCCUCCAUUGUCUCCCUGGCAGGUGGGGUUCCUUGACAUUGACAUCUGUGGGCCGUCUCAGCCGCGGGUGUUGGGGACAGCAGAGGAGAAGGUCCACUCUUCAGGUGCUGGCUGGUCCCCUGUGUAUGUGUCUGACAAUCUGGCUGUCAUGUCCGUUGGGUUCCUGCUCAACAGUGCAGACGACGCUGUCAUCUGGAAGGGACCCAAGAAAGAUGGAAGUGGCUCUGCUGGAUGUGAGGAAGGAAAUCACAUUCUGCAGGAAAGUGAACAUUCCCAUCAUUGGCCUGGUGGAGAACAUGACCACCUUUGUGUGCCCCAAGUGUAAGACCAAGACGGCCGUCUUCCCUGCCACUACUGGGAUGUGACCCCCAGCUGGCAGAGGAUACUGAGAUGCCACUGCUUGGCCAGCUGCCGCUGGACCCCCGGGUGGCCCAGGCAUGUGAUGAAGGCACCAACAUUCCGACACGAGCCAGAUGCUGCUGUCACUCAGGCAUACAAAGACAUUGCAAACAAAAUCAAGGAGUACUGUGACGCAGUCCCAAGAAGCCACUUGACCUGCAGCGGUAGCAGCAGCAGCAGCAGCAGUCAUCACCACACUAACCAACACAUUCUAUAGAAAAGUCUUGUUAUUCAUGCAGAGGUUUAUUUUACAUUUACUUCUUAAAUCCAUAUUAACAUCAGUCAGUAUUUUCUUUACAAAUUGUGGCAGCCUUAUUCAUCAUUCAUCCUUAAUUUAUGCCAGAAAGUUUGGGUGAGAAUAAAAACUACAUAUUACAACAGUAUCCAACAAAGUAGUUGUUGCCUUGCCAUC
Molecule: messenger RNA, 867 nt
Organism: Scylla paramamosain (green mud crab)
Lineage: Eukaryota; Metazoa; Arthropoda; Malacostraca; Decapoda; Portunidae
Product: cytosolic Fe-S cluster assembly factor Nubp1 homolog
Exons: 5
Coding region: 182-421 (79 amino acids)
Biological process (GO): iron-sulfur cluster assembly
Cellular component (GO): cytosol
Molecular function (GO): ATP binding; iron-sulfur cluster binding; ATP-dependent FeS chaperone activity
Source: RefSeq, a predicted model, not a curated record